Molecule: messenger RNA, 594 nt
Organism: Lithohypha guttulata
Lineage: Eukaryota; Fungi; Ascomycota; Eurotiomycetes; Chaetothyriales; Trichomeriaceae
Gene: rpc25
Product: DNA-directed RNA polymerase III complex subunit Rpc25
Exons: 1
Coding region: 1-594 (197 amino acids)
Biological process (GO): transcription initiation at RNA polymerase III promoter; DNA-templated transcription
Cellular component (GO): RNA polymerase III complex
Source: RefSeq, a predicted model, not a curated record
AUGUUCAUCCUUACAAAAUUUCAGGAUCUGGUUUCAAUACCACCACACCAAUUCUACAAAGAGGACCGACAGUCAAUCGAGGACAAGAUCAACGAAAAGUACGCCAAUAAAGUCGUGCAGAAGAUCGGCUUAUGCAUCUGCAUGUGGGAUCUUCUAAGCACGUCUGAAGGUUUGAUCGGUUUCGGUACAGGAAACAUGAAUAUCAACGUCGAGUUUCGAAUGGUUGUCUUUAGGCCUUUCAAGGGCGAAGUAAUUUCUGCUAGGAUUAAGGCGAAUACUCCAAAAGGAAUCUUUCUCAGUACGGACUUCUUUGAGAAUAUUUUUGUUCCAGAGACUAUGCUUUUUGAAGGCUGUUAUUACAACGAAAACGAAAAGGUCUGGGUAUGGCUGAGUGGUGAGACGGAGAUAUUUUUCGACGAUGGGACCAUCGUGCAUGCCAGAAUUGAGACGGAGAAAUGGCAGGACGCCAUGCAGAUCGACGAAAGUAAGGUCAAGGCUGUGAAUGGUGCACAAGAAGCUCUACCCAACAAAAUCCCCUACUCUAUCGAAGCCUCCAUGGCGGAAAUGGGUCUAGGUGGUGUGGAUUGGUGGUGA